AUGGCUUUGGAAGUGCUCUCAAUCACACCUGGUGAGCUGCACGACCUCGUGCGACUACAUCAGAAUGCGAAAUGGCCAGAAUGCAAGAAAAUGUUCCCCUGGGCUCAUGACAUUUCCUUUUGUCAACCACCAGACUUUCCUCAUUCCCUUGCAAUAGUCAAGUCACAAUCAGAUGCCUAUAAUUCGGCGCUCUUACGUAGUUCUCUUGAAGUCAAUGAUAUCUUUCAGUCCUGGAAAGUUCACACAUCAUUCCACAGAAUGGACGACGAAUGCGAAACUCCAGAUGAAUCUGAUGGUUUUCACUAUCCCAAUAACACUAAGGAGUUGUUAAAUUUGUUAAAGUUCCAGAUAAGUCAAUUGCAAAUGAAAAUAGAAGAUAUUGAGCUAGAAAAUGUUGCUGCUUAUUGUCAUAGGCAUGGCAUUUUACCGUUUCUGAAAGUUGAUCCUAGUGGACUAUCGUUAGAAUUUAAAAGACAUCCUAAAAAUAAGGUCGGAUCGAAUGCUAUGCUAAAAUCAAAUGGGCAGGAUGUCUGGGGAAGGAGAGGUUUGUUCCGAAGGUUCGAUCUUCAAUGUGCCAAAAUGGUAGAAAUGGUUGAUAAUAUAGUAAUUUAUUGUUCACAAACAGGGGACACUGCAAACAUACAAACAGAAUCAGAUGCAACAGGUUCUCAUGGAGGAGACUGCCCUAGUUGUACUACACUUGCCUUACUUCUACAGAUAUGUUUAAUGUUUGCUCAAAAAGGUUAUACUGACUGUGAAGAACCACGGUACAAGACUAAUGUGUCUAUUUGCACCUACCAAAAUUUCAAUGUAGAUAUACCUGAAAGUUUAAUUGGCACACCAUUAUUAGAAAAGGCUUUUUUUAAGAGUAGCACACCUUUGAAUCUAUGUUCUUCACCCAGUGAAAUAGUAUGUUUCAAUAACGCUGAUAAAAAUAUGGUCCUGUGCGAAAAAUUAGAAUUGAACAAGCUGACUUCAGCUACACGACUGAAGGAAACAGGUUUGAUUUGCGGUAAUACCACUGAUUGGCAUAAUUAUCAAACUAUAAAAAAAAACAAUCUAUCCCUGCCCAGUCACUCCCAAGAGAACACAAGCAUAGUUUCAUCAAGUCCCUUAGUUUAUGAUCCAGAUAACCCUAUAGCUUCCAUUUCUCGACUAUAUAAUAUACCAAAUACAGAAGAAACUUGGAAAUUGAUUAUAAAGUGUACUUCAAACUCAUCUAUGCCUUCGCUAACAAAAAUCCAAUCAUACCUGGGUUUGUUAUUUGAUGAUGAUGCAUCAAAAUCACAAGAUUAUUUUCAUUUGACUUUCCCAUCGUCAGGUACUAUAGGUUUAGGAAACCUAAACAUUCAAUCCGUGGAAAUUCUUUUAAAUGUCUGCUACCUAAUAUAUCAGGUAUCUCAAAUUCAAGGGUCGUUAACUUUUAUGCAUUGUAAUGAUGGAUAUACAGAAACUUCAUUAUUAUUAACAGCAUAUAUUAUAUUCCACUUCAAUAUUCCGUUACAAGAUGCUCUUCUAAGAAUCCACUCAAGACCAUUUUUCCUUUUCCCAUCCGACUUGCAGGUUUUAGGUCAUUUACAGCCCCUUCUCCGUGAGUUUAGUCCACAAAAAGAAGAUAAUUUUAAAUUAUUUGCCAAUGCGGUUGAAUUUAAAGAUAAAAGUUUUCAAUUGCACAUUUCUUCCGAACUUUUCAGUAGCAUUUUUUUCAUGAAGAUUCCUCUUGAGUCUAACUUCGUUAAUUUGAAGGGUCCAUUACCGUCCCAGAUCCUCCAGCACUUGUAUUUGGGAUCCCUAGACCAUGCGCAAAAUCCUGCUUUGCUUAAAUCCUUAGGAAUUACACAUAUAGUUUCAGUGGGCGAGGUGGUUUCAUGGGCACUGAAUAAGAAGAAGGUCGUUCACCCUGUGAGACCACACCGUGCAGUUACUAUGACUAACACAGAUGAAGUUAUGGGUACUAUUUCAGGUAAUAAAAGUAGGGCAAGAGCAGGCACCACGAUCAACGAUAGGUCAAAAGAUGGUAGUACCGUAGUCAUAAGUGAAAAUUCAGGUUUUCAUAUUUGCCAGAUCGAGAAUUUAGAUGAUAAUGGCAAAGAUCCGCUUUUCCAUCAAAUAGAUAAAGUCUUGAAUUUCAUCAGCAACUCUGAAAAGAAGGGAGGAAAAGUCCUGGUGCAUUGUAUGGUCGGAGUAUCUAGGUCUGCAACGGUUUGUAUUGCUGAAUGCAUGAGGUAUCUCCAUUGUGACUUGGCAAAUGCGUACUUGUUUGUAAGAGUAAGAAGGUUGAACGUUGUUAUCCAGCCAAACUUGUUCUUCGUAUAUGAGCUUUUUAAAUGGUGGAAAAAACACUAUUGUAAAGAAUACGAUAAAACUACAGAUUGGCAUAUCAUUUGUAGAGGUAUUGCGGAAGUUAAUUUAAAAUUCUCAUAA
This is a messenger RNA of Saccharomyces mikatae IFO 1815, 2424 nucleotides long. It is a transcript of the gene PPS1, whose product is annotated as tyrosine/serine/threonine protein phosphatase PPS1. The transcript has a single exon. NCBI's taxonomy places the organism in Eukaryota, Fungi, Ascomycota, Saccharomycetes, Saccharomycetales, Saccharomycetaceae. The coding region runs from base 1 to 2424 and encodes 807 amino acids. The record is from RefSeq and is a predicted model, not a curated record. Gene Ontology annotation, molecular function: protein tyrosine/serine/threonine phosphatase activity. Gene Ontology annotation, biological process: protein dephosphorylation; nuclear DNA replication.